Balaenoptera acutorostrata (minke whale) is the source of this 4064-nucleotide messenger RNA. Its product is annotated as fibroblast growth factor 11-like. The transcript has 4 exons. Gene Ontology annotation, biological process: regulation of cell migration; positive regulation of cell population proliferation; animal organ morphogenesis. Gene Ontology annotation, molecular function: fibroblast growth factor receptor binding; growth factor activity. Gene Ontology annotation, cellular component: cytoplasm. The record is from RefSeq and is a predicted model, not a curated record. NCBI's taxonomy places the organism in Eukaryota, Metazoa, Chordata, Mammalia, Artiodactyla, Balaenopteridae. Bases 1983 to 2618 code for a protein of 211 amino acids.
UCCCACCCUCCUCCCGCCGCAUCCCUGGCACAGGUCGUUCCAUUCUGGCCUCUCCACUUUCCAAAUCUGUGGCCAGCACCCCUCCUGCUCCCAUGCAGCCUCUGGCAUCCAUCUCCCGCCAGUUCUUAUGGUCUUUUCUCUUAGGAGUCAAUAGGGAUGGGGGUAACAUAUUUGCUGAAAAAACGUGUAAAGGAGAAAGGUAUGGAGACCAGGGACUGACCAAUUUGUCUCACACAAAAGCAGAGAUAUUAAGGAGGCCGGAUUUCACCCCAGGCUAGACCUCACCACCACCGCUAUCUCUUCAGUUAUUUCCCCCACCUUCCUCAUCCAGUUCUGUCCUCCAUCCCGGGCAGUAGGGUCCCUUUCUCCAUUCUCGGGGCAUCUGCCAUUCCACCUAUCUAAGCCCAACCUCUCCCCCCAUCCAGAGUUCCAUUCAGUGGAGUCGCCUCCUUGUCCCUCCUCCUCUGAACCCCGAGACAUGCGAGACAUGCGGCCUUGUCUUGGCUCCACCUGUCUCUAAGACCGUCCCCCCUCCCUGCCUCCAAGGAACCCCAGGGUUCCUCCCGCCCAGCUUCACCACCCCCACCUCUUUCCCGGAGUCUCCGCCCCCUGCCCCGCCCCCGGGCCGGCUCUGGGAGGAGGGGAGAGCUGCUGUCGCCGCCGCCGCCUCAGCUUCCCACAGCCGCUACCGCUGCCGCCGCUGCCGCCGCUCCGCUUGGUCCAGCCGCCAGGCCCAGUGCUCACUUCGCCAGACCCGGGCGCUCUGCGGAGACACCCUCACUCCUUCCUGGGGUCCGGGACGCCUAGCCGGGCGUGGGGGGAAGCUCCGCUUGCGGGGUACAGGGAGGGAGGAGCCUGGAACCGGAGCCAGCGCCAGCCGUCCCCGGAUCGACAAGACAGGACAGGUUGAGGGGCGUCGGGGAAGGAAGAGGGGGUGCUAUAGGCAGUCCCGGGGAGGACAAGGAAGCCCUGUCGCAGAAAGCUCUGAUGCACUCUGACUUAUAGCGGGUCUGUUCACAUUUGGGGACCCGUGACAACGUGGGUGCACUCCUCUCUCGGGGGGCUGGUUGGAUUGGAGGGCGUGGGAUCUAAACAGCACCAGCUGUCCCCGGGGAAAUUAGGGGCUGCCAGAAAAAAACAAAAAAGCCAAAAACCUAUGCUCCUUAUUCCGAGGUGACAGAGGGCCCUCCAGACAACCACCUGGUGUAACCACUAGGAAGGGCGGAUUUGGAGGUGACUUCAAAAGGAGUGGAGGGUAACAAGGUGAGGAAAGGGGCUCAGCAGCUGGAACCCUGUGCCACUAGAAAUGGGGGUGACUUGGUAAAAACCGGUAUCGUCCAGAGACAGGGUCUGGGAACCUCUUCUUGCUGAUUGGCGACAGUCUGGAUAUUUCAAGGCAUCGUUUUUGGGGGAUUUCAGUGAAAAAAAGUGGGGGAUUCUUCACUUAGAGGGUGGCAAAGGAAAAGACACCAAGGUUGGGUUCUUCCUAGACACUGGCAGCACCCCAGCAGGGGUGGGGUGAGCUAAUACCCCCAAAGCUAAGGACCCACACCCUUAAAAUUACAAGAGUGGCUUUGGCAGGAGUGCAGGGCCCGGAAAUAGGGUGGAAAGGUGCCUGGGGAUAUUGGAACCACAUCCUGGAAAAUGUGAGGGUCUUGGCUUUGGGAUAGUGUUAGUGGGGGACAGGGACACUGGAGAUCAGAGAAGGGGGAGUUUUCUGUGGGGGGCAAAGGUCGAGGGUGGGGUCAACUGAGAGGUACAUAGGCUGCUGGGUCUGGCGAAGCUAGCACGAGGCCCAAGGGUGGGAGCUGGUGCCUGGGGUGGGGGUCGUCUAGGGCUUAUCCUCAGGUCCCGUGGGUGAGGCGGCGAGUCGGACCGGAGAGGCAAGACCAUGUCCUGGUGAGCUAGCGGGCUUCUCUGGGGGGGGGGCCCAGCGCGCUCCGGGAGCCUGCCGGUUUUGGGGUGUCUCCUCCCGGGGCGCCAUGGCGGCACCGGCCAGCAGCCUGAUCCGGCAGAAGCGGGAGGUCCGCGAGCCCGGGGGCAGCCGGCCCGUGUCAGCGCAGCGGCGCGUGUGUCCCCGCGGCACCAAGUCCCUUUGCCAGAAGCAGCUCCUCAUCCUGCUGUCCAAGAGCCUCAGCUCAAAGGCAUCGUCACCAAACUGUUCUGCUGCCAGGGUUUCUACCUCCAGGCGAAUCCCGACGGGAGUAUCCAGGGCACCCCAGAGGACACCAGCUCUUUCACCACAUUUCACAGCUGAGUGUCGCUUUAAGGAGUGCGUCUCUGAGAAUUACUAUGUCCUGUACGCCUCUGCUCUCUAUCGCCAGCGUCGUUCUGGCCGGUCCUGGUACCUGGGCCUGGACAAGGAGGGCCGAGUCAUGAAGGGAAAUCGAGUCAAGAAGACCAAGGCAGCCGCCCACUUUGUGCCCAAGCUCCUGGAGGUGGCUGUGUACCGGGAGCCUUCUCUCCACAGUGUCCCUGAGACCUCCCCUUCCAGGCCCCCUGCCCCCUGCCAUGCAGUCCCCGGACUGGAGGCUCCCUGCCCUCGCCACCACCACGGCCUGUCUCCCAGCCCUGCUUCUGGCCCUGCUCUCACCCCUGCUGCCACGCUCAUGCCCUGAGCAGCCAGGUCCCACCAGGUGCUCUACCCAGAGGGAGCCUAGGGGCCGGCCGUGACUUCCGGGGCUGCUGAGACCCUCAGAUCCUUGGGCCCGGGAAAGGGGUCAGAGAGGGGGAUGUCUGAAAAUGGUCCUGGCUGAUCACUUCUUUCCUUCCACACUCACACCCUCCAAAGCCUUUUCCCGAGAUGGCGCGGGGGGUUCCAAAACUGACAAAGCCAGGGCAUAAAUCUUCUGCACCCCGGGCUCAGCCAGUUCCUGGAGCCCUUUGCCCUUUUCAUGGCCACCAAGCCAUAGAUUUAUAGGUCCACUGGAGCUCAGGAUUAGUUUCCUUCUUUCCCUACUCCACCUUUUGCCUUGUUCCAGACAGGUUCUGGAACACCAGGCACCCCAGCCAGGGCCAUUUGGCCAUUUCUGCACUCAGGGUCUGUGCUGGAACACAGGCAUGCUGCCAGGCUCUGUUCUCGAUCCAUCAGGCUUCUGUCCUUCACCCAGAUGGACCCCUGGUUUCCAAGUGGAGAGAGGCUGGAUUUGGGCCCUGUCCAGCUGUUGGUCUUGGCCUGAAUUGAGCCAGUCUCAGAUCACCGCAGGUUUAACUUUCUUACCCCAGAGACACCCAAUUCUAGAGCGUGAUGUUCUAGACACGUACGGAGCCAUACUUCCUUCUGAAUCUCAGCUCUAGGACAUAGACCACGACUCUCAGCCCUUCCCUCUAGGAUGGAACUAGAGCCUAUAUAGCCAUGUUAUUGCUCUAGAGUAAGAGUUCUAGACCCACGCUCCCACCUUCUCUAGUGAUACCUGUUAAGCAGGAGCUCUGGAAAGGACACAGCUAUGAUUCACAAAGAACUAAGUUCUGGAUGGAUCAAGAACCACUUCUUGUUUUCCCUAGACAAUUUUCCAAAAAUCUUAUGCUUCCUAUAGAAUGCUAACCUUAUUUUUUACAUGCAGUUUCUAGCUCCUGCAACUCAGCUGGGGUCCUGCCAGGGAACAGAGGCUGAGGAAGGGCAGAGGAAUUUUGGAAGGAAUCCCUGGCUCAUAGAAGGGCAGCUAGGAUGGGGAAGGGGCCAGAACUAUGGCAUGACUGGACCUGUGCCUGGGUUGGGGGGACAUGAACACUUAGCUACCUCAGCAGGAAUUCCUUCCAGGUCCCCUUUAAAGCUGAGGUCUUUAGGGUAAUGGGUCUAGAAUCAAAAAGACAAAUGGGACAUAGCUUUGACCCCCCCCCCAAAUGAGGAGACCCCAAUUCAGCAAUAAGUCCCACCCUUCUCCCCUACGGGUCAGGCCAAGGAGGGUGAGGGCCUCUUGGUCUCUAGACCUUAUACACCCCUCCAGCUUCUAACUGAACAGAACUUGCUUUACCUCAGCUGGAUGUCAGGUACCCAAAAAGGCUCUGCUCCCAGGGGACCGGUCUCCACUCCAUGCUUUCUCAAUUAAAGACGAUUUAUACAA